AUGCCCCCACCGCGCCCGAUAUCAGCGAUCGCCAUUUCCGGUACAGCAAUAGUUGUGCACUGGGAGGAGGAGUUCGACGUUGCCAAGGCGCUCUACCUUGUCCGAGCCACCGCAGACGACCAGGUGGAGGCCAUUUGUUCCUGCACAACGCCCUGUUCAAGCUGUACGCUAGUGGGCCUUCGAGUGGGUACAGUCUACAGUGUCAGUAUGGAAGCCUGCAACGACGAGAUGUGCACUCCCUCGGACUAUGUCCUGUAUGCAACUACAGUACCCGGUGGUAGGUUCGUUUUGCCCUAAGGCUUGCCAAGUUCGGGUGCAGGGACCUAGAAACUGGGUCAAUUUAUUGUGGCUCCAAGGCCUUUAGGCAUUAGCAUGCGUCUGCCAAUCACUAUGCGUCCUUGGGUCGUCAAAGCAGGUCAUCGAUUGGCGCAGUAGCCUGACCUUGAGACGUCCGCCAAUAAGCCCUCCACCUCUGGCUCACGCGUUGCCUAUGGGGCGGGUGGGGAUGCAUGUGCGUAUUCAACCUCCUGGACAGGCAAUCACUGGCGCUACCCUCCCCCCUGUCGGCGGACGCGCGUCGAGCGCUCUUGGAACUGCGCGGCUCUCGGGGAAUUUUUUUCAUACUCAUAUCAUAGAAAAUGACGUUUUCUUCUAAUUUUACAGUUGAUGGAAGGAAAAACGGAGACUCGUAAUGAUAAAAAAUUCUUAAGGCGCUUACGUAUAAUAUGCAAUCAUCAGAUUAAUCAGUAUCGCUGUCAGAACGUAUAUGAUGUCUGUAUAUAGUAUUAAAUGUUUUACGCAUCAAGAGGUAGACGUGGGAUCACAGAUAUAUGCCUUGAGUUUAUCGCACAGCAUACCGAAAAAGAAUCAGCAAACGCCUUCAAAUGCGAGGACGCUAAGCGUCUAAAAUGCUUGCGAUAAGUCGUAUUUUUGGACAUUCUUUUCGGCAAAAAAAAGAAUCGGAUUGUCCUAACGUACGAAACAUCCGAAAGGGAAAGAAUCAUUUAAUUAGUGUUUUUUAUAUGCAGAGCAAUAUUUUAGAAAUUGGUUUAAUUUUCCAACUUGAUUUUUCUCCCUAAUCCAUCUUAGUCAUUGUUUUUUCAUUUGAAAGCUUGUUAAAACAUUCCCUGAAACGUCUGUGGGCAGCGCUUAAAAAUUACAGUAGAUGGGCUUACUCAUGAAACGUCAACCGAAAUUCCGGAAUUCGUGUUCGUUUCGAAAAGAGUUAAUUAAGCAGGGUUGUAUAACUAGGCAGCCUGCAGCAUAAUUCUAUAAUAUUUCAGUUACCCCAGGAUGCCAGCUUUCGAACGAAAUUCUUUUCACUCCGUAAAAAAUGUCUACUUAAAUAACCUAAAUUUUCUCAUUGAUCUUCGAUGCCCCUAAGUGUCAAAUUAUGUUUCAUGGAAAACAUGCAUGAAAAUAUUCAUUCUUUUGCUCAUAUGGUAGAAAAUUACGUUUCCUUCUAAUGUUAUGCUCGCAAGAGGGACAGAAUUCAGUUUUAAAAAAGUUUCUAAUUGUGAGACUUUUAAAUACCGUGAAAUGGCCGUUUAUAAAUCGUCAUGUCCCUCCAUUUACGAAUAUGGCUCGUAAAGUUAACAAUAUGGAUCAAAUCAACCGUCAAAUUUCAUAAAGCUUAUAUAGUCCGUAUUAAGGACCGUAGAGAGAUGUAUGGUUUCCGUACGCGGGAAAUGUACGGCUUGUAGUUUGGAAACCCUGAAUCCAAGUGUAACGGUAGGGCAGGUUCAAAAUUAUUCAGGAAUUGGAAAAGUUUUUAAAAGCCAAAUUAUGCACAUCCUUCGGACAUUAGAUUGGAAGAAGACGUAAUUAUCUACCGAAUGAGCAAAUGAAUUAAUAUUUUAAUUCUUGUUUUUCAUGAAAUAUAAUUGGACUUUUAGAGGCAUCGAAAAUAAAUGAGUAAAAUUCGUGCUACUUAAGAAGUCUUUCUUUACAGAGUGUAGUUUGUGCGUGCAGUCCGAAGUAAGUUAAUUCGAAAGCCGGCAUUCUGAGGUAAUUGAAAAAAUAUAGAAUUAUUGUGCAGGAUGAUUAUUUUUACAGCUCUACUUGAUUGCUCUUUUCGCAACAAAAGCGUAUUUCGGAAUUUCGGUUGCCAUUUCAUGACUUAGCCCGCCUACUGUAAGUGCAUCAGUUUGCAAGAGCCAGGCUGCGCCUAUGAGCAGAACCAAAUUAUUGGAAAAUGCUCACGCUAUUGCCAGUUAAUCGUCCUUUUUGAACUUCUCUCCCUGUUUUUCAAGGCAUUCAGGAAGGACAGCACCACAUUGUGCCUCUAAACCGCCAGGAUCACGUGAUGCACAACAGUUCCUCUUUUUAAUUAUUUAAAAGUUUCAUCUCACUGCCGCGGCAGCAGCAGAAGCAGCAGCCUUACAAGAUGCGUAAAUGCAGAGCUUUAAGAAAAUUCACCCACUUUCCUUCUCCCCCCGACCUUCUACUGUGGCUUGCUCACUUUCUAGUUCCUGGUCCGCCCACGAAUGUCUCAGUAGUUCUUCACAGCCCGACUCAAGCGAAAAUUCAGUGGGAUCCCCCAGAAGUAACAAACGGUCAGAUCGCCAACUACACUGCCGUCGUCCUCCAACCGUACCUGUACAAGUGUACCUUUCGUGGAAGUGACAAUGGCUCCUGCAUGCUCUACGACCUCUUUGAAGGCAUGACCUACUAUGUGGGCGUCCGCGCCUGCAAUGAUCCCAAUGAAAAUGGCCACGGAGGUGGCUGUGGACAGUUCUCGCCUCGGAUACCCUUCACCACAUGGACAGGCUGUAAGUUAUCCUUUCCCGGCCGCCAGCUGUGUCUCAGUGGUCACCUUCAGGACCAAGUUCCAUUCAGUUGCUCGGGCUGGAAGACAUUAGUAUAAGGAGGGGUUAUCGUAAAAGCGGACUUCUCUCGCUGCUUUUUCAGACAGAAGGCGCUACGAACAGCGUCCCACCGUCAUCUUGGGAUGAAAGUGAAGAACGGCAGUAAAGAAUGUCUGAUGAGAAGGUUCUGACCCGACCGCUGCUUUAGCAUGAAAUCCCCCCCUACCCGGCUCGGGCUUGACCUCACACCGGAAGCAUAUGUAUUGUUGCUACUAGCGCGCGUCUGAUUGGAUGUGGUUAAAGUCGUUGGUUGGUUACGUGAUGAGAGCAGACUGGACCCGAAACGAAUGGCAGUCCAGUCACCUCCGAAUUCCUCUUGUUGCUUUGAAGGCUGUUUAUAAAUAGGUAAGUGGGUCAAUAUGCGACUACCUCGGUCGCCAGACGACACUGGAAUUUUGCCCCGAAACUCCGAUCCUGCCAGGAAAAGCUAAUUAUAGCCUGCAAAGCUCUAAUAAGCGCACACAAAAUGCAUAAAAAGGAACUGACGCUGUAUUUUGGUUCGUUUUGCAGUCCACUCUGGAGAGAGUCGAUGGUCAUUUAAAAGCAUGUGAGGAAUAGAAAAACAUUUCUGGGACCCCACUGGGACAACGCACGGAUCAGAGAUGAAAUAAGACCAGCGGGUUUCUCGAAGUCGUCCGGGUGACUUUAUUGCAUCGAAAUUUCGAAUUACCAACGUUUACUGUACUUUCAGAUAAGAAGGCAGUUUGCAGCCGGUGUUACGGCAAACAACGUGAAGAUAAAAUCUUUCUUGAAAACUAGGCUUUCUAAAAGUCCUUUCCAGUUUUGGCCAGUUUGCGGCUAUAUAAAGCAACAGGAAGCAGCAGAAUCCAUCAUUUUGCGUCUCAAUCAUCCCUAUGUAAUUUGGACGACACGUUUAAAUUUCAAAUUCAUGAUUAUGAGUAGGAAAAAUUGACUGGUAGGCAACCAUUUCUUUAUGUUUCCAAUCUUCUGAACUCGUACGAGGGUCAAUUGUCAGAGUUGGCGAUAGCAGCAGAACAGUCAGCAACCAUAGGGACCAAUCAACGAUCAGUGACACAGGUCUGCGGGUGACUGUGCGCGGCUCCGUUCGCCCGCUCCAGAUCGAUGCUUCGAUUCAUUGAGUUCUCAUACGAGUUGUGGAAUUGUCAUUUGGCUAUAUGCUACCUCUGCCCUUGCCGCUAGUUCAUUUUAAUGGCAUCUCUUGGGCCGAACGCAAAAGUGCAUUCGGCGAUUCCAGUUAACUCCAGCCAUCUUCAGGAGGUAAAUCACACUCUACACCCGCGACCUUUUGACUGUCGAUUUCGACAAUGUUCGCUAUGUGCUCCACAACAGAGUAACAGCAGGAACGGUGGCUUGCGCGUGGGUUAGUUUGCAGUGGUAACAGACUUGCGAUGCAUAUGCCGAACUCUCCUCCACCUCCACCUGGAUCCCGUGUCAAGACAGAGCCAAGAAGACCAAAGGCGGUAGAAGGCGCCGAUGGCUGGCACGGAGUAAACCCUCACCUAGACAUACCAUCACACUUCCUGGUAGAAGAUAGAACCUGCAACCGGUCGCAGAGCAACCAAUUGCUUCUUCUUCGCCGGUACCCACCUACUUGACGCUGACUGGAAUUGUGGUGUUUCACACUCUCCCGCCCCUCCCCUCCCUAAAUCCGAGCUACAGCAUAAUUAUCUACUUGCCCAUAUCUUCUAGUCCAUUAUUCCAAUAACCAUAUGAAUGUUCAGGCCUAAAGAGAGUUCAUCGAAAACAGACGUACAGUUAGAGACCUGAUUCAUGAAUGAUUGCCAAUCACUCGCAAGCCGACAGUAUUUUAUGAGACAGGUCACGUACUGUAUGCUCACCAAAUUACCUUUUAAAUUUUUAAAUGGGAAUUUUCGCAAUCCUAAAAUAGUCAUUUAUUUCAACCAAAAUUGGAAUUUCGCGUGAAUACCUUUGUACUCGUCGCCGUUUAGCGCAGACCCUGUCCAGCCGAAUGUCUGACGUCACUAGAACGGAAGGUUAGCCUUUUUCGAAGCUGCGAACCGAGCUUUUCAAUUAUUUGGUGAUGCAGCUUUUAGCGAAAAAUUCAUUCUGACUGUGCGACUCUCAAUUUCCCACACUAUGAUCCCGCCAGACAUGCUGGCUUUCGAUUUGGGGAGAAACGUCAAUCGAGUAGUUCGGGCAGCUGAAAUACACAGCACUUCGAGGGAAAUCUGGGUAUCGGCUUUUGGUCUCGUCUGGCAAUGUUUAUCGCUGUAAAAGUUUCCGAUCUCCUUGCCGAGAAGCGACUAUUGCUCUCCUUUGCACAGUUCCCUAGACUAAUCCCCUCUGUCUUCGUUCUUCUUCUUCUUCUUCUUCUUCUUCUUCUUCAUCAUCAUCUUCGUCCUCUCCCGAUUUAGAUAUUGAGAGCACAACUCUGAAGAAGUUGACCCCUCGCCUUGGCAGGCUACCCAUGGUGCAGGAAACAACGCAAGCCAUCAUCAUCUUGCCCUUUUCUCUCCUCGAGUUGAACGUCACGGGGCCUUUUAUGUCCGCCACCCUCGUCGUGCAUUCCGGUCAGCGGCCAGGAAAUGAGGAAAGCACUGAUCACUCUGAACUGCCAUUCGAGAGGACAGGGUCAUUGGCAGAACCAAAACAUGAAAUCGGCGCUGCACCAACCUAUCCCAUUGAAGGUGUAAGUCUCAGUUCUUGAGGAGGUUUUGGCUGCAGGGUUUCCACACGGCUGGUGCCGGCGGUUGCCCAUAGGGUCACCGAGCCCUGUUAACGUCUUGGACAUGUGCUCACUCUGUUGGGUUUUUUAGACUUACAGAAACAACACGAACGGAACUUGGGAAGUGCUGGUCAUCAAGGAAUUUCCAAACCGAACGCUUUCACUUCCAGAUAUGAACUUUGUCCUCGGCGACGGCCUUGGUCGGCCAAAGAAAUCACACCUCUACAACGGUCCCCUGGAGCCGGGCACUGUGUACACGUAUGUCCAAACGCAUCCCAAUUCUUUCCCUAACCCAACCCGCAAAGUUGUAGGCUUUCUGUCCAAUCUCACCCCUCUAGGCUGCGAUCUCGCAAAGGGCAUGUUGGGAAAGUGGGAAGCUUUGGAUAUCCACGCCGACUUGGCGUUAUCCUGAUGACAGAUUUUGUCGUUCUGCUGGGGUCCCAAGUGCGACUUGGACCACACGUGAGGUCUGCUUGUAAUGACCUCACGGGGAGUUAGGCAGUCAUCGUGUAAUAAAAAUGAAAUUUUUGUGAUUCCUCCAAGGGCGCCCCCCCCCACCCUGCUCGGCAGUUGAACAGUCGAUUCCAACGAUGUCCACCAUGUUCUACACAGCAAGGUGCAGCAGGCACGGUGACGUGCGCGUGAGUUAGUUUAUAGUGACAGUGGACUUGCGAAGCACCUUCCGCACUCUCUCUUCCCCACUCCCCACCUGGACUCGGUUUAAAGACAAAGUCAAGAAGACCGGAGGCGAGGGAGGGCACAGGUGACUGGCACAGCCGCAAGCGCACCUAGACCUUCAACCACACCCCCUGGUAUAAAACAUACAGGGGUCAACAGGACGAGGAUGAUGACUGGGCAGCCAUGCCCGCCACCUGCAUACCCAGCGGCAGCGUAAGCGAAUCUAUCAGCAGGGGACCAGGUAUCAGGGAGCUGCCAGCCGGCGAUGGCCAAACGCUUUCAGACCUUUUGACCUAGAAGGGCGGCACGCGGCCCUGUAUUUGCCCUGAGCCCCUGCCCACGUACCUAAACAAGAGAACAGUUUAUAAACUGUGGAUGUCAUUUAACCACAAUGUCAGGCAUCAGCCGAUUAGCGUAAACUUGUGUACACAUGUGAGGGUUCAAAAAGGCAAUCAAGUCAUUGCGGCGGAAGCUGUCCUCACGAGUACACAACUGCACUUUCACCAUUAUAAUUCUAACCCCUUAUUCGACUACGUAAUUAAUACGGUAAGAUAAACGGUCCACUUUUGAAUUUCCUCAGAAAUAAUCUACUAACUUGAAGAAGAUUAGUUUAUUCAAGGUCUAUAGGCACAGACCGAGAAUUUUUAUUUAUGAAUAUUGCGGCCGAAGUCCAUCCGCCACAGUAGAUGACCGCGUAAUAUUCAUUAACUGCUGACAGGCAGCUAGUAGUAUACUCUGAAGUACAGUGAUACCACACUAACAGCACAGAUACUAGCCAAAAGCCAAUACACGCGUGUUUCGCCGAUAUUCUGCCGCUGCGAGGGGUUCGACUCGUCAGCCGGUCCCCCAGCAUUCCCUGUCUGUUUUCUCGUAGAUACUCCAAUUUAGACAUUGUCGCUUUUUAAUUUCCUCAGAAAUGAUCUACGAACUUGGAGUAGAUCAGUUUAUUCGAGGUCUAUAGGCACAGACUGGAAAUUUUUAUAAAUGAAUAUGUGGACCGAAGUUCAUCAACCAAAGCGGAUAACUGCGUCGGCAAUUAAUGCACAUUACGCGGUUAUCCGCUGUGGCUGAUGGACUUCAGCCCACAUAUUCAUACAUAAAAAUUCUCUGUCUGUACAUAUAGACCUUGAAUAAACUGAUCUACUCCAUAAAUUGUUCCGUUAGAGAGAGCGACCUUGGGGAUGAAUCGUGAUAGGUAAAUAAAACAUGGUCAAAGGAAUGGUUUAUGACCGGGGUUACUUACUCCGGGGAGCUUUUGUGUUAAGCAAAGCUCGGAAUAUCUAAGAACUUUGUGAUAUCACACAUUUUGAUCCUUCAUAUUCUCACCUAUUGGAACGGGACACAAUUUUUACCAUCCAAUGAUAAUGGUGUAUGAAUUUAGUGCCCCCUUGCGGGCUUUGCCAGAAAGUUAUUUAAUUAUCGUAUUUUUACUCCGAUGACUACAUAAAGCAUCUUAAGCACCUCAUGCAACAGCCCCCGCGAGGCCUUUUUAUCUCUUUCUCUGGCGCCUACAAGUAAAUAUCGUCAGUUAUUUUCUGUUAGCGUGGGACAGCAGUCAGUCAGGCGGGGGAGGGGGUGGGGAAUGAGAGGACGCGUGAGGAAAUAAGGUUAUGCCUAUUGUCCAUCUUCAAUGUGAGGCUGAUAAUGUGAUCCGCUGCCUACACAACAAACUAGGCAGCAUGACUUGGAAAAAUGUCAACCCGAACGAUAACUCGGUCCUCAUCCGACUGCGAUGGCUCCUUCUUAAGGCAGUAUUUAUGACAGCUCGCCGUAAGACAGGUAAUGUAGGUGGGCUAACUCAUGAAAUGUCCACCAGAAUUCCGAAAUGCCUUUUAGUUUCGAAAAGAUUAAGUAAGUAGGGUUGUAAAACUAGUCAGCGUCGAUCCCGCAACCUGUUAGUUAGAAGUCCAACGCCUCUAAACAUUGAGCCACUAGCUGGUUGUCUUGUGGGUUUCGAUGAGGUAUACAUAAUGGUAGAGGGACGAUCACCGAUCGUUCUCACGGAACUCACUCACUCCUUUUCCAGACUACGGUUUUCUGCGAACAACGCACCCAACCCUGUCUGAGCCUCUAGCUGGGGUGCCGCUUUAAUGCGACGCGUUACGAGGGCAAAAAUACGGGUACAUUAACUACUGCAUGAUGCUCAAAGGAGUCAAAAAAAUCCCUUUAAUUCUUACCGUUCGGAAAAGUUUUUUAAAGGUUGCACAGAUGCACCCGGUACUUUAUUGUUGUUCUUUCGCUUACUCAACUCAGUGAUAGGGUCGCUUGUCUCUAAGGUGAUCAGCACCUAUGCACCGCUGUUUUGGAGAGCUUCUUAAUCAAAUUACGUGAGUACGUGAACUAAUUUCCCAUCCCUAUAAAAGGACAUUGGGCCGCAAAAGAAAAGAUAUUAGCAACGUUUGUUGAAUAUAGGAGGUGUUAGAAAAGCUUCGUAUCACGAGAACGCGUGUACUGCCUUAAAAGGCCUGACUGCUAGAUAGCACUGAUUAAACCGCGGUUUUACGGCGUUGCUCACUUACUGCGUUUCACCAAAACCAUACUUAGUUCAUAUCCAAGAUUUUGACAAUGUGCCAUUUAUUGCAUUAAUUUCGUUACGAUGUUUGCAACCUUUUCAGGGUAACACUGCGCCUCUACUUUCAAGAUAUCUACUUUGAAUCUUCGCCGCUAGUCUUUCGGACGAAACGUAGGUGCCCUUAGCUGCCUUUAUUCUCUUAAAUACCACCGAUGACACUGAUUUCGUAAAGUUGAGAAUUUACUGAUACCUUACAGUCCUGCGGUUGGGCGUUUAGAAGCCGCGUGUAGCGUACGGAACCGUUGACUAAAUUAGGACAAAGGUUUACUACUUACAUCGGCCAGUAGCGAGAGAAUGAAACGAUAAAUAUGAGGCGUAAUUUGUUGAGGGAGAGCAAGAGAGAGUGAGAAGUGGAGAAUGAGGAAGUUAUGCCUAAAUAAGCAGUUUCUUGGGCGUCAGAAUGCUUAUCGGUAACGACGGUGACAUGGUUCCUCUACCUGAAGUAGGAGAGAGAGCUUGUGUGUGAGUGUGCGUGGAAUUCGUUGACCUGCUUCUGCUGGAGAACAAAAUAUGUGGGACCAGGGUCAACGUGAAGCUCUGGUCCGAUAUUCUCGCAUGAUGGUUUCAAUGUUUGGAGUAAGAAGGACGUAACGGCAAAGCGGGCUGGAAUGGCUGACACAACGUGAACCAGAGACUGGAGUCAUGAGAUGAUAGAAUCCGUGAUUGACAGGAUUCAGGCUCAGCUUUUGGGCCGUACUGGAUCACGGUAGGGGCCUGACUGGCUAGCGAUGACCAAGUCCGGAAGUUCAGCAACUCCAUCUUGCAUCUUUUAAGAUUGUUCUAGUACUGAUUACUCCUCCGCGCGUUAUUGCCUGACAGGACUGUAGACUACAACCACAAGAUAAGACAGAACGUCGUAGAACCAUGAUAGAUAGGUCAAUAUACCUUCUAGCGGGGCCUCAAGUGUUCCCGAUGAAACCCGCGCAUUGUGAGAUCAAGCGAGUCCCUGCUAGAUCAUCAGCCUUUAAAGGCUUAAUUCUCAUUUAUGGUUAUCCUACGACUUACAAUUACCUAUCAGUGAUCACUAGCGUCUGCUUGUUAACAUACGUGCGCAGGAAAGGGAGUGCCGACAAAUACAAGGCGGACUGGGAUGACCAUUUGUGGCUUGCUGGCCGUCAUCAGCUAAGCCCUACCGCAUUCAAAGCCUGGACGACCUGACGAUGGCCUAUGAACCGGAAAUGUCCACCCCACUUCCCUUGCUCGUCUCUUCCUCGCUCGUUUUACUGGCUGAUAUGCGGCUGCCUAAGAGGGUACGAGCAAGUUCCGUGACUCGAUCGAUGCACCUCCCCACACCGUGGUCCUGCGCCAGCUAUGUGCGUACGCUGAGUGGCCCUCCAGUAUCCCGACACCAGCACUUAAGGGAAGACCACUGUUACACAGCCGGCUGUGUCGAUUUCUCCCAAAUAUCUCAUUUGUGUUCCCUCUUGCUAGAGGAGUAAAAAUCGACCAGUAAAUCAGGAGAUACGCUGCAGAGGAACACUAAAUCCGAAGCUGGCAGCCCCGCAAUGACCACGGAUGCGGUGUCCAAUCACUACUGUCCUGAUGCACUGGCACGGUGUGCUGACCAAUCAAGUCCCAUCAUUAAGAUUGAGCGUCAUUUUUGUUUUCGUUUAUCGCAGUCAGCAGGGCGUAAGAGUUGAGCUGAGUCUGCAGAGAGCACUCAAUCGUACAACAGCUUUAAAUCGGAUCGUGCGCGUUUUCACUUUCAGGGAAGACCAGUCAAAAAGCGUUUGAAGGAAAUAGCCUGACAGGGUCAAUAUAUUUACUUACCAGGUCCCUAGGAUUUUGAACUGGGUGACAUAGUAUCAGCCUCAUUGACUAGACGGGUACUUUAUCUGACGACACUGACGUGUUUUGAAGACAGAAGUUUGAGCUAAAUGUUAAAUCAUGAUUUUAUACUCCGAGGUCUAAACGGUUGUAAGCUGAUAACUGUCAGUGAAUACUCUAAAGCUUAAAGCGAGUCCGUCACUGCAAGCCCUGUAUCGUUUUUACGUAAUUAUUGGUAGAAAAGACCUUUACCCUCCGACUCGGUAGCCGAUGUUUGGGCAAUCAGAAUUUGGGGUUAGUAUAUCGGCAAAAAGACGAGUUCUAAACUGCCGCUCUUGGUAUACUUAAUGGUAGCUAGGUAAGAGCUUCAUGAAACUUGACAAAACUGAUGGUUAAACACUAGUUCUAGACUGAAUCUGUAACGAUUCGAUCGCGGACUCAACAUAUUCAUUGAUGCUUUCGCAGAUCUACGAAGUACGUGAGCCUGGUAGUACUCUGGUGGAUUCUAGGUGAAUCAAUUGAGGAAUCCUGCUUGCGCAAUCAGUGUACUGUAUCAGAUUAGGUGGAUUCCAGACGUUGCAAUAGGUUGGGUGGGUUAACUUGACCCAAAUGUGAUUAAACGCGCGUCGUCCGGUGGGACCUCCUAGCUCAGGCGACUAGAGAGUUGGCUGUACUAAAGCCUUCCCUUGCUAUCGUGGGUUCGAAUACAUCCGAAGUGCCAGCUUUUUCACAGGUGGGUCAAUAUGAACUUAACAUAUCGCUUUUUUCACCUGGCACGUUUAGAGUCCACAAGUAAACAACCAUGAGAAUGACAGUUGUUGUUUUAAAAUUUUAUUGUGGAGACAUGGAGCACAAUUACUCCUUCAUUGCCGUUCUUGAUGAGACCUUAAAUGCCGCCUAAUCACAUUCUUCUACCGUCCUUCCAGGGAGACCUGUUACACCGCUGAUCGUCUUUGGAACCUUCGGUACUCUAGGCGUGCUGGUACUGCUAGGCUUUUUCAUUCUGCUGGCCUGCAGACGGCCAAGUGAAUACGCGAUGUUACUCAACGAAUCUCGUGAUGCGUAAGUUGUGCAUUCUCUUAAACAGUUUUGCAUCGUGAAACCCGUGGGUACACUUGGAGAGGGAGACACGUUCGCUGGGACAAGAUCCUUAUUAGCCUGACGUUUCGGAUUCCUGCUCGAACCCAUCAUCAGAGACGACAGCAGAUACAGGAGGUUCAUGCAAAAGGGGGCUGCAGUAUUUAUAGGAUGCAGGCGCCAUGCUACCGCAUACCUAUGAAUAUUCACGGCUCCCCUCCCCUUCAUCAGGGAUCCUUGUACGUGGUGUGAUGACAGUCUGAUGGCCGAUAUUCGUGCCGUUAAGAGCCGCAAUCUCAUCACGUGCGUUGGAUGUAGGUGUGAUCGCUGAUCGUGACUCCUUCUUCAAGGCUGCUUCUUGGGACUCCUCUCUUCGCUUCUAUUGGCGUGGAUGCACUUUUAUGCCUUCUUAUCUCGAUGAUCGCUUGGUCCAUUGCAGACAAAACCAUCUUCUUUUUUUCGCGUGUUGACUUUAUUUGACACAUAUUUUCAACCCUUGUGGUUUCUAGAGGGAAGAACGAGGAGGAAGAUAGGUGAGCAAAUUUUUAAUUAACAUGGAUUUUCUUUGAUGUGUUUAGUGUCUCGGUUAAUACAGUAGGUGAGCUAACUCAUGAAAUGUCAACAGAAAUACCAAAAUGUGUUAUCUUUUCGAAAAGAGUAGUUAAAUAGUGUUGUAAAACAGAUCAUCCUGCAGCAUAAUUCUAUAAUAAUUCUUUUACCUGGGAAUGCUGGCUUUCGAACCAACAUCUUUUCGGUCACAUGCAAAAACCACACUCUGAAAAAAUGACUACUUAAUUAGCAUGCAUUUUUCUCAUUGAUUUUCGAUGCUCUUAAAUAUUUAAUCAUCUGUCAUACAAAAUAUACAUUCGGUAGAAAAUUACGUCUUCUUCUUAUUUUAUACUCAAAGGAAGAAUAUCAUUCGGUUUUAAAAAAAGUUUCUAAUAUUGAAUUAUUAUAAUACCAUGAAAGCCAAUAUCCUGGCGUAACUGAAUUAUUAUAGAAUUAUGCUGCAGUAUGAUUAGUUUUACAACCCUACUUAAUUUAGCUUUUCGAAACGAGUGCGCAUUUCGGAAUUUCGGUUGACAUUUCGUGAGUUAGCCCAUCUUAUGUACUUUCUUUUAGUUAGUCUGUACGUGGUAGACCUCGCGUACCGACAGCUUGACCGUUGUUGCGACGGUGUCAACCGUGUGCUCCACAGCAAAGUGAAGCAGGCAUGAGGACUUGCGCGCGAAUUUGAAACUUGCGCGGCAUCUCCCGCCCCACCUGGACCCGGUGUCCAGACAGAGUCAAGAAGACCGGAGAGGGGGGAGGGCGCAGAUGGAUGGCACGUUUGAGUCCGCGCCUUGGCAUUCCACUGCACACCCUCUGGCCCACACACCAUAGGAGAAGGUUUUUGACCAACAACAACAAUGGGUAGGGGUGACAGGGGUCACAGAGUGCUCGAUGAUGCCGACAACCGAGUAUUCCACCGCACCCCGAAUGUUGGCAUUUGUUAUGGCGCGCACUCCGACAACGCCUGCCAGGAGCCGAUAUUGCCCCCGUGUUGGUUCAGCGCACCUGCCAUUUGGUCCGUUUGGGAGGGGGGCAAUACCGCGUACCAAACAUAUCUAGAUCACACAUAAAUCAAGCCCACAUCGCCUACUACACGUGCGAAUCCUUCACCUCACAUGCAGGUGUUCCUUGUUACAUUUUGACCCACGAUUUGGGAGAGGAAUGAGAGCGAGGUCUACACCGAGAAAUCCAUCUCCGCGACACUCAACUCAUUCCUUACUGUAAUAAAUCUGCCGCGUUUGAAUUUACCACACGGCUUGGAAAGCUGCCACCUGACGGAAGAGUUCGGUUCUCUGAGUAAACACUGCAUAGACUCGGUCCCGUUCAACCCUCAUCGCUACCGGGCAUUCACCUCGCGCAUCGGCCUGGUCGGUCACCUGCGAAUCCGCUGCAUAGACCCUGACGAAUCACUGCCUCUAGUGCCAGCGUACACUCGCCAUCAUCGUCUCAACCGCGCACAUUGUCCCCUCAGGCAUCGUGCGGGCCUCCACGCGAAUAUUCGCCAAAUCGUCGCACACUGCUCCACAGGGUAACGGUAUGGCGAAUGACUUAACUUUACUGGCAGCUGACUGUGCAUCACGUCAUAGAGGUUUUUAUUUUGGCAUCCACUCGCACUACACACACAGUUCUCCAUCAACUGAUGCUCCACACAUUAACACCUUUAACAUCACCCAACAACGCAGGUACCUCUCACGCAAGCGAGAAAUGUGUCCUCCGACUCCUUCUCCACGUGACUCCCCUGCCUCAUGUGAAAUCUGAGCAGUCUACUCUCUUCUGUGAAACACACCGGUAUGUGCCUAUGGGGGGUCCGGUCGUAUGUGUGGUACGCGCAGAGAAGGUCCAUCAGCCACCGCGCCCAUUUUCCGGCAACUUACCGGCUCGGACAGUGGCCGGAGUCUGGGAAUGAUAAUAGAGAGUAAGUCCGACUUCUCAGCGCACCUUCCUCACUACAAACAGCCUGACGCCCAUGAAGCUAUCACGGUGCGUUGCAAGUCGUGGCUGCCAACUGUCCGGAUAGCUCGGACAUUGUGUGUUUGUGUGGAGUAGCGGACUGGUGGACUGCGAGUUAGAAUGCAAUGAAUCCUUCUUAAUGUGGCCUCUAUGGCCCUGCAUAGGAUUGGAGGCUGCCCCCCCCCCUGUUCUCUUGUAGUGUGUACAAUCUUGACCAGUAUGUGCUGUGGAGCACAGAGUGUGGUGGUACGCAUAGGCGCGGGUCUGCGCCGUGCCAGACACCUGCGUCCUCUCUCGUCUCCGACCGUCUUGACUUUGUCACGAUCCCCGGUUGCAGGUUCGGGAGGAGGAAGGAGUGCGGUAGAUGCUGUGCAAGUCUACUAUUGUGCUGUCCCUGGUCUCACCCUGCUGUGGAGCGCACAGUAGACGUCCUCGGCAAUGAACUGUCACAAUAUUGAGUUAACUUUUAAUCAUCGCUUUUUCACUCCGUUUUUUCUUUGCAACUUUUGAAGCACGAUGCAAGAGAGUGAAUGGUCCCAUUUGGAAGGCACCUCAGAAAACGCGUUAGGUAGGCGGCCCUCUGUGUUUUCUUAUAUAACUACGCAAAAUCAAGAAGAAUUUGCCUGUGAUAAGCACAGGCAAGGCGUUGUUUUGUUUUACUGAUAGCUUCAAAUGAAACACAAAACGUCCAGCAAUCUGGGAAAGGUAACGGUACCGUGUAGGACCCCCAUAACUGACAACUCCAGCAUGCAGGCUAAGAUUCAAUGUGGCUGCAAACAUCAUCUAUUAUUCAAUGUCCCUAUUGGUUGAAAUUUCCUAACAAAAGUAAACUUACCAGCGGCGGUUUAUUUAGAGUCCGUUGAUUUUUAAAAAUUGUUUUUUGUUUAUUUUUUUACUAUGCUGCUCACUUCCAUUUCCAAAUGACAAAGAAUUUCGGCAGAAAUUUACCCUUUUUUCUGUGUCUCAUUACAUCCCGCCUGCUUCCUGUCCUGCGUGUUGUCCACCGGUAAAACCCCUCUACCACCAUUCAAGGUAUGACACGGUCCAAAUGCUACCUCAAGCUGUCUGGGGUCUUACACCCUACCGUUGCCCUGGGAAACUUUUAGGUUUUUUCGUAUAACGUUCACACUUCACGUUUUAAGUUCAAAAAACUCUCUGAUUAAAAACGUUUUUGGAAGCUUUUAGACCAGUCAGAGUGAACUACGUGAGUAGGACUUCGACUCCUUCCUAUUACAACCAGCGGUAAGUCCAACUUUAAACAUGGUAAGCAGAAGCAUCUCGUACGAACGCGUUAAUAGCAUCAGUUGCUUCGUCUAGUGUAACAUAAGGUAGCUGACUUUUGAUGCUAGAGUGACUUAAUCAACCUCAGGCAGUUUAGACUUCACCUGACAGGGCUGUGCCAGCUAAAUUUCUUACAUGUAAACCUAUAAGGCUUCUUUUCUUAAAAAGAAUAUAAAUUUCGCCAGAUUUCUGACUCUGACUGUGAUUAAUUUUUACAUGGCGUUAUUUUAACUCAAUUGAACGCGACGUAACUUAUACUACUGAAAAUUCAGUUGACAAACUAAUGUUUUCAGUAACUCAUCAACGGACCACUGCAUUUACAUCGGUAAUUAUCUUUUUAAUUGUCGACGGGAUAUAAAUGCGUUUCAGGGAUAAACAGACUCCAUGUUCCCACGCCGCCCGUAUGACGAAGUCAGCGUGUAGAGGACGCUGGAGUUGGGGUGGGAGGGGGGGGAGAUAGGGGUUUCGGUAAGAUUGUGAGAGCUGUGUGUAUGUUAAACACGCGGAGUGCGUGUGACUGUUCUCAGGGCGUCGGGACGGCGUGCGAUCAACACCGGGAGACGGACUGCUUGUGUCAACGUCUUCUGAAAACAGAGCGAUGGGCUCGCUAGUCGAAUGAUCAUUGCUUCGUCUGUAGCCAGCAGCUGUUUGCACAGGCCUUUAGAGUAGUGUGCCGGCGCCCGGUAGAUAACUGUAAAGGCUUCUUUAGAAUCGGCUUUGUGGUACGUAUCGAUUAGCUGUGGAGAAUUGAACUUGAAAUCGAUCGAUUUUCCCCUCCAUUUAGCCAGGCAGGCAUUGUGUUCGUGUACCCUCUUUUUCAAACGCCUCGCUGUACGGCCAAUAUAUCGCGCUCCGUAGGAGCAGGUGAAUGAAUAAAUACACAUAGGGGGGGACAAAGGCCGACUGCUGUUACAGGCCACUUAGUGUGCUAUGAAGGUCCCAGUUUGACAAAUUAUGUGAAGAUAAUAAAAAAAACUGCAAAGUAUUGCAUUUAGUUGAUAGUCCUUUUGCCUGAAAUAGGCUAAUAAAUUUGGCGGACGUAGGAGUUGCUACGUUAUUUGUGGUGGAUUGGUAAAUGCAAUACACAAACUUUUUUGCAUUGGAAAGUGUUUUAUUUCAGGGACGGAAAUGCUUCUCAAACCGUAGGCGGAGUGGAUGGUUGUGGGAUCUAAAAAAUAAAUUAUAGUCGUGAGGUGCAUCGGAAUCAUACGCCCUUUGAGCAGUGAAAAGGAGCAUUAUUCCGCAACGUCAUCUUGUCCAUUUGCCUUCGGUUAAUGACAUUGCAUUCGAAGGCAUCUUUGACGGUAUAGAUAAACACUUUGCUGUUUAUGGCAUCUGUCAGCUUCCCAGUCGUCGGGAGUUCUUCAACUUUGCAACCGGUAGAUUCUCUUCUCGUGGAAAGUUCCUUUAGGACGACUUCGGAGGGUUGUCCAAACAUAAGACCUCAUCAGUAAAGUAAAUGGUCUUUCCGAUGAUAGUCUGUGAUCAAUAUGUUCCUCAACAAAUUAAAAAAAACAGUCUCUAGUUAGUUUCCUGUUCAAAAUGACUUUUUCGCGGCCUUUUGCUAUGAGGGAACAUUGACAAGUACCCUCUAUGAAUAGACCUAAUAGUUGACAAACAAGAUCGUCGUCCAUCUUGCCUGUAGACCGUUCUGGUCCACCUUGCUUAUUUUUGGGCAUACAUCUAUCGUUAAUAAUUCGCCUAUAUGGCCUGAAUAAUAUUGAAAAUAUUGCCUAACAAGGUACACAGCAACCCAUCCGAUGCUAAUAUCCGUAUACGCUCAAAUCCUACGGCCGACGCAAACUGCCCCGACGUCUUUGUUAUUCGUCAUGUCACGGACACUUUUCGCAAUACAAUCUUUUAAUUUCAAAAAGUAUUAAUGAGAGCUAAGUGUCAGGUAUAUGACUUUUUGAAUUGAUCCCAAAAUUUCAAUGAACGGUUAAAUUGAAGAAUCAAACACAGGCAACGUCAGGGAACCUACCGACGCAUCAAAUUACUCACGUUUUCGUCAGACAGAGACAGAAACCUCGGUGAAACACGCGUGUUUGCGAGUGCAGUUAGUGCCUACUUUGGGAGUACGAUAUAACCGCGCCUUUCAUUUGUUUUCGUCUUUUAUCGGUCAUUGUGGUGGGAAAAAAGUUGUGCUGAACAAAUUUAUUACUGCGUUUUACGACGAAGGCGCCACCAAUUUGCAAAUCAACACUCUUAAAGCUGAAAUCGCCUCUCGUUUUUAUGAGAAUAACACGAUUUCUCAAAUGUGACCUCACCAGAUUUUCAAGCAUCCAAACUCAGAUGCUCCCAUUCAGAAGACGCUAAUUGGAAACGCGCACUUGCAAGUGGCUUUAGCCUGUGAUACACACAACAACAUUGGAAAUUACGUCACCAAAGACCUCUUUGUCAAUGAAAGCCAUUCCUCUCCUCAAAUUAAUCUAAUAGACAUAUAAUGUCAGCACUACAUGAACACCAUACUACUCACUUGAGUCAUCGCUAUAAAUACUAUGAGUUGUGCCACCUCCUGUAUAUUAGUGCUUAAUAGAUCUCGGAGGUAGUCGCAUUGAAGACAACGGCGCGUAAUGUAGGCAAAGGCAACGGAGACUGGUGUAGCCAUUUCAGUCGUUGCUAGCCAGUCAUGCCCAACCCACAGGUGUGCAAUCCCUGGGGCUCGAUCCAGCGACCUGUUCGUUAGAAGCCCAACCCUCUCAACCACUGAGCCACAGGCUCGUUGUCCUGUCGGUUUUCGAUCGGGAAUAUACAACGGUAGAUGGGCGCUCACUGAUCGUUCUUAUCGAACUCACUCGUUUCGUUGUGCCUUGUGGGCUCUCUCUCCCAAUCCCAACCAACAGCUGCGCAUCGGUGCGUGAUGUAUAUACAUCACGUUCAACACCCUCCGAAGAUGACGAUGAACAAGAGGGAGCAAGUUCAUGGACAAAAUCGUAUUGUUUCUGACGUUUCGGAGGCCAAGUACCUGAAUGCCCUAUUCAAAGCCAACGGUUGUCGAAAGCUUUUCAUACGCAAGCGUCGUAGGAAGCCUUAUGUUCGGCGGCCGAACGGAGAAAAGCCGUGAUUCUGCCUCGUGAUCCUCUAUGUAGCAAACGUUUUAGAGACGACAGCAAGAAUCCUGAAACCUUUUUUGUAUUAGCGUGACUGAUAAACCAGAAUGUCUGACUACAGUUUACAAUUCUAGCGAACAUUUCUUAUUAGCAGAAAAGCAUUGCCCACGAAGCAUGGCUAUUUCUGUCUUAUUAGCUGUCCUCAGCCAGCCAUACCCAACUCCGGGCUUGCGAAGCCUGGGGUUUUAUCCCGGGUUCUUUUUCCAUUGGGCGUUCUGCAGUUCAACGUUCCACCACCGGGCAAAGUGCCUUUAUCCCGACUACUUACACGGUUUUGUCCGACGACGCGAAAGAGGUCUCGUCCAAGAGGUAUUAAAAGAACGCUACUGAGACCUUCAGUACGGAGCAAGUUUCUGGCACGCUCGCGCAUGCGCGAUGGCAGAUCUGUGCGUUUCAUGGUGUUCUUGCAUGUCUCACACGUCUGCAAACCGGCUAGCUGAAUGUUGAAAGAAUGUGGCCGAUCAUGACCAACACAUCUGACCGGCCAUGAGCACCGUCUAGAAAAGGCCGAUAUCAGUAGGCACUAUGCCAUAAUCACAUGGUAUUUUAAGUUGCCAUAGACGCGGUUAUUGAAGAUAUAAAGUGCUUGCUGCAUACCUUUACUGAUUGUCUACUGGAACACACAAGCACAGGCGCGCGACAUUUGGAUACAUGAACUGUAUUUGCGGAAUAGGGUGUAAUCUGUGCAAAAUUAUCUUUCAUUUUUUCAGAUAUUUAUUUGAACACGCAUCUUUUCAACACCUUGUAGAAUCCCACCCGUCGCUGUCGAGAGCUUUUCAAACUACGUAAAGCGCCUCGUUGAUAAUCCAAAUGACCAUAUUAACAUGCAUUAUCGGGUUAGUUGUUUUUCCGGUUGCAAAUUAUAUUUUUUAUUACAGUCAAAGAUCCUUUCAACCUUGCGAAGUCGAGAGCCUCAGAUAUGCAGGAUGUCGUAUCGCGAGUGGUCUGUAAGCAUUCAGCAGAUGUUUAUUUGGAUAAUUUCGGGGAAUGUGCAGAUUUUGCAUCUGAUGUGUUGGCCACAUUGUGAGGAAACCUGAGUUACAGUCAGGAAGCUGAACCCACGGGCUAACAAAUUCCUGCUCGGCAUCCCCUGCUCCAAUCCCUUCUGACAAUACAUUCAUCGCCUCCACCAGGAAUUCCGAUGUCGAUAAAAUCCCCACUGCAGCCGCGGGAGGUGAAGCGGGGCCGGUCUCUCCGACGUCGAGCCAUAUAAUGGUCUCGCAGACUUGUUAGCAGUUUUCGUUUCGCAAGGCCCGCAUAAUCACGGGGCUAAUUGCCGCACACCGCGUGGUAGAUGUCAGCAGCGUGAGUAGCCGGACAAUCUGCUGUUGGUUAGGCGCGCCCAACUAUCACAUACAUUUAGGACGAGGUGACGAGGCGACGCAUUAUCACAAGUGGCCGCUCACACCUACGAAAUGGGUCGCGAGUUUAACUUCGCAGCCACCAAAAUAGUCGACCACGCCGGAAACAAAACAGGCCGAGAAUUGAUCGAAGCCUGGGCCUCGGAUGAGAACUCGGUCAAUCGAUUUAUCGAUCUGUCGCCGGCGUACAGAGCCCUGCGCCGUCGUUCAAUGAUUGGUCUACAUGCCAGAUAACUGUCGCAUGUUCUGCUGCUGCUACUGCUACUUCCUCUGAAGAUGAACUCCUGUACGAGUCUGAGAGUUCAGGACUAUGAAAAAAAUGUUCCAGUGCUCGACUCUUCUUCUUCAUUUAGGAAUAUGUCUUAAUUUUCUAACACUCCAUGAUGCUGUGAGAUGGCUGAAUCCGCGGCCCGCUAGCUGGGCACUUAAGUAGCAAGAACCCGGAUUCUAAGGUACGCCUAGUAAGGUUAUGUUCCCUUUGUUGAUAAAAGCUGCUUUAGGGUAAAAAAAAGUGGGAAGGACUAGGCGGUAAGUAAAACCGAGGCAUAGGUAAAUAGGUUGUAGAAUGUUAAGCGCUAUGACGGUGGAAAAAUAGCUUUACCAGGAUUAUAGGUGGUCUGAAGGACCAUUUUCCUGGGGAGGGGGGGGGGACGGAGGGGAGCAGGUGGGGGCUACAAUCCACGAGAAAAUGCCCGCCAGUUCGGAAAAACCGUGUCCUUUUCCGCCUCCUAGACGGGGGAACGGGAUAUUGAUGAAAAUGCAGUCGACGCUUGCAAGGGAUGGGGACUAAUGCAAACAUUAGAGACAUCGUUUACUUCGCCUGAGGCCUUUACUCAACUGGGCAGGUCACAGGCUUGACGAGCUCCAACAACGUCUUCUUAACUCUCCGUCAGUUAGCGACCGCAGAUCGAAAAGACUGGUGACGGUAGUCGUGCGGUGGUGCACAGACGCCAUCAGGUGGGCGUAUCCUCUGCGUAGAAUAAUGCCUACUGCAUGGCAGUGGACGCCAUAACUGCAGUAGUUUUACGAUUUCAUUCGCGUAGGAGAACGUUUUAAAUUACUUGUGGUGACUCAGUCCCCUCACCAUAUAAACGGGACGACUGUUGUGGUAACUGUGUCCAGGUAGUCACCUGGCUUCCCGAUUCGUUUUCGCUACUGAUCUGACGGGAACACCACCGAUAGGGAACAAAUGUACUCUCCCUUUUUUUCUCCAGCUCUUGGAAAUUUUGUCGAAGCAUCAGGAACAGUACUGUGGCCUUACUACGCACUUCGGCGAACAGUUCCCCUCGAAGACACGACACCCGGCCUUUCCUCCAUGUAAGUUGGCCAUUCUUUCUUUAACGGCCUCCAGGUGUUGACAUGUUUUUCUGAAAAUUUUGCUCAUUAGGAUUGACAGUCGUUUUACGGCUUGACGUUUGUCUCCCUCUCAUCUUUUUUGAGAUGACUGACGAGUGUUGAACGGAAACUACGGCGGUGGCAGCAUAGUUGCACCUGAAGACGUCUACAGUGGGUGGAUGCUUGUCAGCGAAGUGUCGGAGGGGAGAGACGUCGUCGUUCCACAGGCCGACCUUCCACAACAGCCGUCAGCGGUGGAUGCGUCGAAGUGUCUGUAGUGAAGUCAAGGAGAAGACCGCGUCAUACACCUGGGGGAGCUCCACUCAUCCUGGGAUGCCUCCGUCGUCAGAACUGUUGCCUCUCUGGGCUCACCCGGCUGACCUCAGCUGGCGGAGGGGUUCGAAAGCGUCCGUCUAAACACCGCCCGAGAGACAUAGCGACGGCUCAUGGGGUGGAGGACGUCCCAAUUGGGGGGGAGGGAGGGGAAGCGGGCUAACCAGAGCUCGGGGGACCCCCGGGCUAGCUUCUGAGUCAUCUAAAGGUGACCUUGAGGGUUUGGCCUGGACAGACGACGAGGUCGCGGUCACCGAGACUCGCUGUCGAGCAACCUUGACGUCACGAUCGGAGUUCUGACAGCGGAGACAUAUGAGACACUUUAUGGUGGACCCGGCUCAAUAAAUCCUGCAGGGGAGAUCAAUUGGUUACGACAUUUAAUAUCAACCCUACUUCCGAUUGAGCUAAUUCAGCCUAAACCAAACACAGACCAAGUGCAUAAAACAGCUUCUAAAUCCAUCUUUAGGAGACUCGCCCUUAUAAAGAAUCACUUCUCCCAUUUGCACCUGCCUGGAAUUCAGAAUCUGCAUUUGCUUUGUCACAUUUCAGACAGGAAAAACAGACAACCUUGGCUGGAAAAACGUUUCUGGUUCCAGUGGACUAGUGACAAUCGCACUGGGGCUCAGAAACGUGGCCUUCCUUUGGCCAACCACUUUUCACUUUCCUACUAAUAUCAGUUUCAGUUGUUGUGGCACUGUUUGCGGAUAUUUUCAAUUUGCUGUGUUUUGAUGAUGGUCGGUUGUGGUUAUGAUUCACAAUUACGUUAGGGCGAGGAUGAGGGGUUAGGGUAAUGGUUAUGUGGGUAGGGUUAGGGCUCCGGGUGAAGGUUAUGGUUAGGGAUUAAGGUUUGGGGCUAGGAUUAGGGAACAGAGCUAUGGGUUAGGGCUAGGAAUUAGUCGUUAGAAUAAAUGUUAUAGGCCAAGUGUUCAGGAUUAGAGACUAGGGCUACGAAUUAGGGUCACGGGCUAAUGGUCUGAAUUAGGGUUAGGGGCAGGCGGAUUGAGUUAGGACUAGGGUUAGUCUUAGAGGACUGCACACACUUGCAAAUCACUCUGCGCACUUACGGUUGCUUGGUCAUCAACGCCGGUUAUUCUGCACCAACUUUUUACAACUUCUGCCUACCGUUUCCAUCUGGUUAAGCGUGGCUGGCGGACAACUUUUACUAAGAUAGAUAAAGCCAUUCAAAUCUUUUACCUUUGUCGGCAUUUCUCUGCAAACUGGGGUUUGUCAGUCUCAAUUUAAAGUGUAAUCUAUCGGUCCUAAUAGUUUUGCCCCAACCUGAAGAAAGUUACAAAUACGCACCCAUAAUGGGUAACCUUCUUGCCCGACACCUUACGCCGUAUUCUGAACUCCAAGUCCGGUUAAGUACAGGGAAUCUUUUUUUACGCUGCAAAACAUACAGAAUCGUAAAUCGGUUACAAAGGGCGCACCCCCGUCCCCUCCUAUGAUCUCCCAUUGUUGUUAUUUCAGGACGAUCGAAACUCGGAAUUCUCUGACAAUCACACCCUGUUUCCCAAAUUUCCAAAUACCGUGUAACAGUGGUUCCGGAUUCACCCCGCAUAAUGCGGAAUCCUAGUUCUAGUUCAUUUCUGCGGGUUGUGAGUGAGCAAUGUGACGUGGUUUUGUUUUAUCCUAUUCCAGACAGUAACGACAUCUAGCCUGUACCAGGAAAAUAUUUCCAGUUCCGGUGGAAUGGUUGCCAUUUCUCGACAUGAAGCGAUCCAUCUGGCUAUUCUGGGCAGCAGCAGAGCGCUUUUGAGGCCCAUAAAGAUGCAGCAUCUAUGCAACCGGCGCGUUUUCCUUGUGGGAAAUGGUUAUUGAAAGACGCGACAGUAUCGGUAGCUGAUGCAAUUACGGUAGAUCCGUAUGAUGCAAACAUCAGUGAGAGACAAAGUGCUCCUCUCCUACCCUCAGACAUUUAAUCAAACAUGGAUGGAACUCACAGUGCCCUGGACAGUGAAUGCAAUCUUUUGGUCAAUGAAUCUUUUGGUUUUCGACCUCCAAACCCGGAUUUGUCAGCCGCGAAUCGCCCUUAGGUUAAAUCGCAGUUGGUAGCCAUGAAUGGCGAGUCGAACAGUCAAGUCCCUGGCGUGUGGGAAUAGUGGGAAAGGGGGGUUAUAUGAGUGGGGUAAUGGAAGGGCUGGUGGAGGAAUGCUAGAGUUUAUGGAAAAAGUAAAUUUUCCAAGGAGAGUUCUGGGAAGUUUUAAAUAGGUAAAAUAAUGGCAGAAAUUUUAAACCAACCCGCAACCCUAAAAUCCGACCCCCAGAGCAACCCUAAAGCGUAACGCUAAGCCUCAAAACCAAAACGUAAUCAAAAUCCUAAAACCCAACGCCAACCCAAAACCCAGCCAGAACCCUAACCUUAACCCUAACCCUAACCUUAACCCUAAGCUUAACACUAAUCCUAACCUUAACCCUGACCAUAACCUUAAGCCCAACCCUAACCUUAACCUUAAGCCUAACCUUAACCCUAACCUCAACCUUAACCGUAACCCUAACGGGAACCCUGUUAGGAAUCCAAACCCUACCCUUAACACUGAGACCUGACCCCAAAACGCAAACCUUAAUCCUAAAACUUAACCUACGCCUAACCCUAAUCCUCCACUAAACCCGACAGUCUGGUCGAAACGGGCGACCUGCCUAACUCAGUAAGAACAUAGGUACUGAUAACAAGUUCCCUAGACAAGAUAAGCACACCUGCUGAUAACAAGUACGUACGUCGACGGUAUCAAAGUAUAAUGUCUGGCUACCAACUGCAAUCUUACCCGUAUAUUCAGAGGGGCAUGGCACCACCUGGACUGGUUUCUAAUUUCUAUUCAGACAUAGCACUUUGCGUGAUCUUCCCAACUCUAAGUCGUGCUGAUUAAAAACCCUACGCCAGUCCACUGUCAUGUUGUAAAACGGAGGAAGAAGAACGCACCUCAGCGACAUCCUCGUCUCAUUGUCAUCUCAGGAUGAACGCAACUCUGAAUUCGCUGACUAUCACUCGUUUUUGUCCGCAUGUAAGAUGUCAUAGAAUGGGGGAUCGGGGUGCAGUUGACCAUUUCGACCGUUUGUAUGUUUGCCUGCUUUCCACAUCCCGAGCCAAUGCCGCAUUCCGUUUUCCUGCCGGGAAGCAUGGUGACUUCAAGAACGUGAUGGAGCUGUUUAGCGAACAGACCAUCGAUCCUUCAACUUGGGCUAGCCCCCUAGGAGGGCCCAGGCGUUCAUCAAGGUCGCGGCGUGCAAAUCUGAUUCGCAGUCUGGAGCACGAAUGUAAGCGAAGGGCAGUGUAACGAUCAAGACAGAGAAAUGCGGAUCUUCCUUUCUGUCAGCGCGCAACCUGGGCACGUAUAACGGGUUUAUGAUCUCGACAGUGUAUUUUGGAUUGACUUGCUCUGGUCACAGACUGCCUUAAACGCCUGAAGAAGUCACCUCGUGCACAAAACACUUGAGUUGUGGUACUACGAUGUCAACUCCAUCAAUGGGUAUAUGGACCUUCCUCCAGCGUACGAAGUCCUACAUCGCUCCGUUCUCAGCGCUUAGGGCAAGCUGGCCACAAGCGGGCAGGUACAGUCAGACGACGAGCACAGUCGGGGGGUGGGGGGCAAGGUCCGUCAGGACAACCCCUCACGAAGGAAGUUCAACCACCUCCACUCAACGAGGCGGUGUCUCACAACCUACGCAUCUAAAAAGCCCACCAAACAUCCCCCGAAUGGCCGACAAAACGAGAGAAAAAGGAAAUUGAUCAGCAUGUAGGCGAUUACCAAUGCAAAGAGCCAUCUUUAUUUCGGUUUGAAAGGGCCAUAAAGAUUAUAUUAAGUAGGGGCCAUCGCGGUCUGACUAUCUGCCCUUGGAGGGUUGGGUUACCCAGCCCCCCAAAUCACGACUCUUUGUGUGUCCUAACAGAUUCACGUAUGUUAGUGAUUACAGUGAGGUAUGUGCGCUAAUGCGACGUGAGGAUUAAUUCACCAGUGUUGGCCUUGCCUACUCUUAUAUCUCCCCUGCUCAAGUCGAAUUCUGAACCUGUCAAUUAACUGGAGAUGGCCUUAGACGCGUGCCACACACGGCUUGACUCUCCACCUCAUUAGCCGGGUUAGAGUUUUAUUAACUAGCAAAACACAAAAUGUCCACUUUAAUUAAAUAUUUAUACAAUCACUUGUUUACAGAUGACCAGACGGUGGUUCUGCUCGACCGAUGUUGGGUUCAGUACCGGGCAGCACCACGAACAGUUCUCCCACACGUAGGUCCAGUUCACAUUUCAUUCCUCUGCAAUCACUUAUAACAUGCGCAUUCUUUAUGCCGACGGUUUGUGCGUGGUAUUUACACUUUCAUUCGACCCACAGGCAAGUCUCUAUGAGGCUGUUUAUAUUGACGCCAGCUAUGUGACCAGAUGUAGAUUCCACCCGACCGAGGGCUCUGCCACAGUCCCCGACUUUGGCACCGUUCCUGAAUUUAUUGUCGCAACAACCCCCAUGGAGGACACGUGUGCAGGAUUUCUAACCAUGGUGGCGCAACAAUGCUCCCCGCUGAUUAUCCAUCUGGACAAGUAAGCCUCAACUGGUUUUCUGUUUGCGCUGGAAAUCGAGAAGAGUAACUGGGAUGGACAGCUCCGGUUCUUUUGCCCUCGUCAGUUAGCUAUACCCUAACCCGAGCCAAAGUAGUCCGCAAUCUGAACCAGAAACGUCCAUUCCAGUCUCUCUCUCUCUACCUCGUUCUUGCGGUUAACACUUCUUAAUUACUGAUCGCUCGUUGCUAUGCAACUAUUUGCCAGGCCUACAGACUGGACUACCAUGGCAACGGAAUCGGCAACCCUCACUAAACUUAUUGGUCUAUGAACGUCCUUCCCAUAUCACCUUGAACAAACUUUGGCUUUUUAAAUGGCUGCCAAGCAAUUUUUGUUAAAGUCUAAUCGCCUGUUGGGACAGCUAUCACGAGUGCCCUCCCUGCGGCGGAUAAAUUCGCAAAUUCUCCCUUUUUACGGUUGACAGCGAGUGCCGUUUCAGGCUACAUCGACUUGUAUUUGUUCACUCACCUGCGCCUGAGAAACGGGGUACGUUGGCCGUGCAACGAGGCGUCUAGAAAAGAGAUUGUGCGAACUUAUGCCUGUCUGGCUAAGGUAAAUAGGAAAAUCGAUAGAUUUCAAAUUAUAGUCUCGCACAUCUAAUCGGUACGAACCAGCAAGCUGAUAACAAAGAAACCUUUCAAGUUAUCCACCGAACAACAGCACAGCAGUUCGACCGUCGUUGCCGACGCCGCCCACUGCGUGCUCUACAGCGAGUCGGGGGCAGGCACUGUGACUUUUGUGGGAAUUAGUCCAUAAUGACAGUAGACUUGCACAGCAUCUACCACACUCCCUCCUCCUCCGCCUCCUCCCCACCUGGGUCUGGUGUCUAGACAGAGUCAAGAAGACUGGAGGAGGGUGCAGGUGGCCAGCGCGGCCGGAGCUGCCUCCUAGAAGUUCCGCGAGACCCGACCCGGAUCCCACGCAGUGGGAGUGCCAUAAAGGCCAUAUCAAGAAGAAGCCAUUGCAGCCUGACUCUUAGACCACCGGUCGACCGCUCCACAUAAACAUACAACACUGGGCCGACUACGAGGUCCAAGUUAUCCCGUAAGUUGGCAACGUUCCAAGCUACGGCUUUUAGCGAACUGUGAUGGUUUCAAGCGCGUCAGACCGUUUGUAGUGAGGAAAAUGCGCUGAGAUGUCGACCUCACGCUCCCUUCUUAUUACCAGGCCGCAGUCACUAUCCGAGGCGGGCAGGUGACAGGUGCGGAGAAUGUGCGCGGUGGCUGCCACAUUCAGUGACACAGUUUGCGCGCGCCGCGUGCACGACCUGGUUCCCUAGAAACAAGCUCCGGGAUUUCAGACAACGGUGACUGGGCGUGCCAGAGAUCACGUUAAGAAGGAGCUGUUUCAGCCGGGCUCUCAGCCCACCAGCCUGCCAGUUCACACAAACCCACAGACAACUGGGCAGACUGCGUGGACUGAAUUGGAGCGUCAAUCGGCAGCUCUCUAAGCCGCAGUGCUUGGCGCACCGACCUCGGAUCACACAUGCAGCAGAGGAUCCGAGACGCACACUUCCCACUUGCGUGUGAUACGCACCAGCACACUGCUUUUAAGGUCUACAUAAACGGGUGCUAGCAGCAGCAGCUGAGGCAGUGGUUAUUCGGUUCUCGAGUCUGGAGCGCCGUUGUCAGAAGAUGUCGAUAGGGUCAGCCUGCUUUCCCUGGCUGACUCCAGGUGGUGAUCGCUCGCCGCGGCAACCGUCUGAAAACGAUCGCACGCACUCCGCGUGUUUGACUUUCAAACAGCGCUCACACCCCACUCUGAACCCCUCUGGACGCUCCCCCUUCCGGCCUCGGCUCAAAAGGCCUCAAUACGCUGACACCAUCGUGCAGGCGGUGUAAGUAAGAAUCAUUAAGCAGCUUAAUUCUAUAAUAAUUCAAUUACCUCAGGAUGCCGGCUUUCGAACGAACUUCCGUCCGUCUGCAUGCAAAACUAUAAUCUGCAAAAAAUGACUGAUUAUGUGGCAUGCAUUUUUCUCAUUGACUUUCGAUUCCCUAAAACAGUCAAUUAUAUAUCAUGGAAAAAAUGCAGAAAAAUAUUCAUCCUUCUGGUCAUUCAGUCGAAAAUUACGUCUUUUUCCAAUUUUUAUGCUCGAAGAAGGAGUAUAAUUUGGUUUUCAAAAACUUUUCAAUUUCCCGCAUAAUUUUGAACCCGAUCUGCCGUUAUACUUGCAUUCAGGGUUUCCAACCCUCAAGCCGCAUAUUUUUCGUGUACGGAAAUCCAUAUAUUCCUCCACAGUGUUAAGAGAAGACCAUAUGGGGUUCAUGAAAGUUGGCAAUGGAUUUGAGCCAUAUUGUUAACUUUACAAGCCACAUUGGUAAAUGCAUGGACGUGAUGUUUAAUGAACAGCCAUUUCACGGUAUGUAAAAGUCCCACAAUUAGAAACUUUGUUAAAACCGAAUUAUACCCUGUUUCGAGCAUAAAAUCGAAAUAAGACGUAAUUUGCUACCUAUUGAACAAAGGAGUAAAUAUAUUUAUGCAUGUUUCUCAUGAAAUAUAAUUGAUAUUUAAGGGCAUCGAAAAUCAAUGAGAAAAUUACAUGCUGCCUAAGUAGUCAUCUUUUAAAUAGUGUAGUUUUUGAUUGAGGCCGAACAGAAAUUCGUUCGAAAGCAGGCAUCCUGAGGUAACUGAAUUAUUAUAGAAUAAUGCUGGUCGAUGAUUAGCUUUACAAGCCUACUUACUUAAGACUUUCGAAACGAAAACGCAUUUCGGAAUUUCGGUCAACAUUUCAUGAGUUACCCCAUCUACCGUGUGUUUACAGGUGGGGCCGGAAAACGCAAAGGCGACUAGGCCAAGUAGUUAUAUGCGAAAGAAAUGCUAUUGGGAAAGAACGGUUGUACUUUGAGUGGUUGAAAAAUAGUUGAGCUAACCCUAACCCUAGCUCUAACCCCUAACUAUGAUCCCUAAGCCUAAACCAUAACCUCGAACCCUAACCCCUAACCCUUGAUCCCAACCCCAACAGUAUUGUGUCCACCAAAUGGGGACACCAAACCACAUCUUACCCAAAUUCGAUCAGCGACAAUUCAGUGUCAAUAUAUUUGAGGAAAAUAGGCUUACGCCUUUGAACUCCCCAUUUGUACAUAAAAAUCUAAAAAAAUUAGCAAAAACAUGAAGAAAUUCAAACAGCAAGUGAAUGCAGACAUGGAUUCACAUAGGACGCUGGUUUUCUUUGGUUAAAAACUCAUGUAGUCCGCUUGCUGGUGCAAAAGAUGUCUGUCCGGAUGACGGAACGAGUGAGUUCCGUAUGAACGAUCGGUGAGCGCCCUUCUGCCAAUAUUUAAAUGUCUCCACAGACGGAGACGUUACAGUCCCCCGAGGCAGGUCAUUCACGGUUCAACGACAAGGUUGGAGAAAAAAUACUUUCUCACAUCCAGUCUUCCUUUGGGAACACGAGGUUAUUUGUCGUCCAAAGUUGAGAAAAGUCACACCGGAGGGCGCAGUCCAAGCCACGCACGAUACGGAAAGUUUGUAAUAAAUCACCCCACAACUGCCUAUAACUCAGAGGUUGAAGUUUAAGGCUAUUAAGGCGGGUCUCAUAAAGCAGUGUACUCGGAACUCUUACUAGUUUUUUGGCUCGCCUCUGCACCCUCUCGAGUAGAUUGCAACGCUGCUGCGUCCACGGGGGUUUGACUAAAAAUAGGAGUCGCGGAUAAAAUGGAUCACGACGAUAAACCAGCUACUUACAUUCAAUCAGUAGACAUAUCAUCCGCGACUCUUAUUUUUAGUCAAACCCGCGUCCAGGGUCUCCAGGCCUGGGUUGCGUAUUCCAGCUUCGGCCGGACAAAGACUUUGGAGAAGCAUUCUUCAUCGAAAACUGCGAAUGCCCGCCUGAUAGCGUACAGCAUUGAAGUUGCGGCUUAAGCUGCUUCAUGGCAUUGCCUAGAAGGCUUUUAAGGUGUUUGUCAUCCGAAAUCCGAAAUCUCUCUGAGUUUCUGCUUCUAGGGGUGGAAUCUCGCUGGAAUAACAUUGCGGCGUAUUAUGGAUCCGAUUUCGAUUUCCUGGACGUCAUAUGGCGCAUUUAUUGAAACUGAAGGAUAGGGACCAUCUGGGAGACCACUCUUUCAGUCGACGAAGAGUUUUUUGGAAGUUGGCCUCGUCGGCAGUAUUCUGGUUUACUUUCCAGCGUUUAACAUAAUCUGCUAACACGGGGCCCCUUGAGUGCUGUUGCUCCACGAAAACAAUUUGAGAACGGCCGACGAGAAAAUUGUCGAUCCAUUUAAGAAGUUUGUCGCCGAUGCCCAUGACUGAAAACUUGUAAAGGAGACGCUGGUGCGGAACACUGGUGUAAUGUGGUCCAACUUCCAGUCUGUGGGAAGAAUUCCAUCGUCAAACGAUGCUUUGUAAUGCCACUCUUUGUAGGGUCUACUCCUUGAAUCUCGGAAGACGCGAGCUACAUCCGCGAUUUUCUUCAAAAGAAUUAAAAGUCCAUGUCACAAACCAGAUGCAACGGCAAAUUGAGUUGUCAGACGUGGCUUUUCUGUUUGGUCUCAUAGGGGUUGUGGAAAUAAGCUGACUUCUGAAGUAAUCCUCCAAGUUUGCCUUCAUUGAAAGACGUGCACAUUUGUGGUUUUUAUACGUCCCUGCAUAAUUUGACUUUUGUUGCAACUAUCUGGACUAAAAGCAGCACCUCAUAUUCUUUACCAGCUAACACAAUAUUUAUAGGUUAGGAUGUGGGCGCGGUAUUAAAUGUGGAAUGAAUGAUCGUAAUUUGAUAGCGCAAGAGUGUACUCCGGUGGCAGCAGGCGAAUAAGGUCUUGAAUGGGAAAUUCGGCCACUGAUUGUACAUGCCUCAUACUAGUUGCAGUGUCAAAAUUUGAAUUAUCUGAUGCUUUCAUCAUACCUCUUGAGGGUCUGGGGCUGGGGGAGUCUUACCUCCGAAACUCCAACCAAAAUGGUGCCGUCGAAACUGUGGUUCCCGGCCUCAAAAGUGAAUAGAUUAUGCUACUUCGAGACUCGGCGGGAUGUUGUACUAGAGUUCACAAACAGAACAGGCGUAGAGUAGAACACGCCAGUUUGAGCAUUUGGACGAUCCCCUCCGAUACUUCUGAAAGAAACUCCAAAUACAGUAGGUGGGCUAACUAAUGAAAUGUCAACCGAAAUUCCGAAAUGCCUUUUCGUCUCAGAAAGAUCAAUUAAGUAGGGUUGUAAAACUCGUUAGUCUGCAAAAUAAUUCCAUAAUAUUUCAGUUACCUCAAGAUGCCGGCUUUCGAAUGAACUCCCUUCCGACUGCAUGCAAAAACUACGCUGUGUAAAAAAUGACUACUUAUGUAUCAUGCAUUUUCCUUAUUGAUUUUCGAUGCCCCUAACAAUUCAUUUAUUUUUCGUGGAAAACAGGCAUAAAAAUAUUCAUUCUUUUGCUCAAUCGGUGAAUAAUUACGCCAUCUUCCAAUUUUAUAUUCGAAAGAGAACAAUAAUUCGGUUUUAAAAAGUUUCUGAUUGUGGGACUUUUAAAUACCGUGAAAUGGCCGUUCAUAAAUCGUCCUACGUUUGCAUUUACCAAUGUGACUUGUAAGGUUAACAAUAUGGAUCAAAUCCACUGCUAAAUUCUAUGAACGCUAUAUGGGUCCCAUUUAUUACCGUAGAGAAAUGUGUGGUUUUCCGUACGCGAAAAAUGUAAGGCUUGUAGUUUGGAAGCCUGAAUCUAAGUGUAACGGUAGAGCGGGUUGAAAACUGAAUUAUACCCUUCCUUCGAGUAUAAAUUUGGAAGAAGACGUAAUUUACUACAGACUGAGCAAACGAAUGAAUAUUUUUAUGCAUGUUUUAGAUGAAAUAUAACGAAAUUUUUAAGGGCAUCGGAAAUCAAAGAGAAAAAUUCAUGCUAGAUAAGUAGUCCUUUUUUACAGAGUGUAGUUCGUGCAUGCAUCCUAAAGGAAGUUCAUUCGAAAGCCGGCAUCCUGAGGUAAGUGAAAUAUUAUAGAAUUAUUUUGCAGGCUAACUAGUUUUACAAACCUACUUAAUUGAUCUUUUGGAGACGAAAAAGCAUUUCGGAAUUUCCGUUGAUAUUUCACGAGUUAGCCCAUUGUCAACCAUUGUGUCCUUGACCACGGUGGCCACCACAAAGUUUUAACCAGCCAAACCUGACUGAACACUCAAGGCCAAAUGCUUUGCCCCGGUCUCUGAACGAAAACUCUGGUGAAGGCAGAACUAAACAUCUUAUCCUACUUCGGUAGUUAGGCGGAUAGUAACAGACGCCUGCGCUCUGAAGUCAGAAAAUGAAAACUUUUGCGGCAAUUUCAGCCUCCUUCCACAUCUUCCCCUUUGCAGUUUGUGUGAAACCGAGCAAUUUCCACUGCAACAGUACUGGCCAGACAGGGGUGGAAGAACCUUCUCAGACGGUGUCAGAUCUUGCAACGUCCUCCUCUCCGGCAUCUGUAACAACACACGCUGGGUCUCCCGGGUUCUGGAAAUAACUCCGCUCGACUCAAAACAUGUAAGUUCCCAGGAUUUGGUGAGUAUUUUUUGUGCGGCGAGCGCCUGUCAAGUCACCAACGGUUAAACUCCGCUGGGUGGAUGAGGCAGAUUAAAGGCUAGUUUCGGGGACAGGCCUAAAGUAAUUCCCGACCUCAGAAAAACAUGUGGACUGAACGCGCUGGAUCUCGCCUUAGCCGUUCGACCCAUAACGACGAGUCGGCGCACACCUCCCGACAUGGCUGGGAAAAGGCGAAACGAGUAGCACAAGCAGCACCAUUCUCGCGCAUAUCGUCGAUUCCGGAAUUCGUGUGGCCCCCAACGAAGCUUUUGGUGUGAUUUAUAAGGUCCCAUCGAGCUAACCGUAGGCUACUAGGCCAGCGCCUGUUAGCGACAGCAGAAACCGCCGCCAUUAGGUUACGAAAGCAAAUCUUAUGCGCCCAGAAGAACCACGUUUAGGCUCCGCGCCUACAGUAGUCGAAGGUCGAUUAACGCUGCAACUCUCCGCGCUCAACCGCUCUCACCCCGCCCCUAAAAGUGACUGAUAUUACCCCCCCCCUCCCCCACAUUUCCACACCCAGUCUGUGUUUUAAGGCGAACUUUUAUCGAUUUCUCUUAUCACUCACAUGUUUUACUUCUAACCCGUUCCCAUAUAACUGUACUGGCCCGACGAGAAUUUAUCGAAAGCUACGUAUGCCCGCCACCUCGUCUUCUAACUCCAAAACACCCUGAACCCAGGCGUAGUGGUCGUUGAUUGUUUUCUUUUGCAUGAUUAUCCGAUCGUGAAAACAGCAGAAAUGCUCGGCAGGACUGCACGUGCGAGCGAAAGCAGCAGGCCGGCUACAUCAUGCCCCCCUCUCACGCUACUUGGCUAGCUGGUCUCACGCGUGCAUUUCGCUGUCGGCUUGGCCUGCGUGGCGCUGUUUUACUUUCUCUUUUGGUCCUGACUACCUUCUAUUUUCGUCUUCAAUGACAGUGUCGGUAGAACUUAUUGAUGACCGAUCGCUCGUAACUAUGCGACCAUAUGUGUCUGCUCUGGACUGCGUGUUCUAGAACCGGACGGAAUCGUUCAUAUUUUGUCCCCGUAAGUAUACGGGAUUGGUAGGUUUCAUUCUCACGUAAUGUAGCAUACUGCUGAUAACAUGUACGAAACCUUCACAUCACAAUUCGAAUGGCCGAAUGGCAGUAUAAAUGACCAACCGAGCCGGCGUUUGAAUCACAGAUCUUACAGCGUUUCUGCUAAGCUUUACUUGGCUGACUACCCCCACAACGGACCACGCGGAAGAAACGCUGGACGAACAUGGCGGAUCGAUCAGAGCCCACCCAUUCCGUAACAAAUGCUACACAUUUGAAAUGUGACAGCACGCCUGGACGCAGGCCCACUCCACGUCGGCAACAUGAUCCCAAUUACAGCAUCACAUACUGACCAGCUCAGACAGCGGACCGAUGCAUAAGGGAGAGCAGUAUGAUACUGGCCAGGUUACCUUUAUUCUCAUGGCACUCCAGCGCAUUUCCUCACUUUAAACGAUCUGACUCCCUGAAGACUACCAUGGUGUGCAGAAAGCCGCGGCUGGGAAUUUUGCCAAAUGACGAUUCAGUUCAGACCUCCCAGUCAGCCCAGGAUUUGUUUGUGCCAACUCGAGGGCUGGGAGUCAGACAGCAAUUGGUCUUCUCAGGUGGCCUCUAUGGCCCUCUCACGCACGUGAGAUCCAACCCCCCCCCCCCAAUGUGUAGGGGGGUCGGGUCGGAUGUGGCACGCGUCGACGGGAUUUUGAGUCCCACCAAUCACUUUCGCACAAAUCCAGCACGAGAAUUUAAAGCGGUUAGGAUAGCGGACUGGUGCAUGGCAUAGGGGGUCGACUCAGCGCAUUCCCUCAAAGUAACCAGAGAGGCUUCCUUGGGAGUCCUCAACGGACGUCAAUACAAAGAAUCCCAACUCAGAAGUCAGGGAAGAUGAAUUGGGUUGGACAGCUUUAACUGCUGAGGAAACGUCCACACAGAGCUCCGCAAGCGGUCCCUCCAGUCAAGUUGUGUUACUAGUGUCCACUGCCGUGGUGAUCAGCCCCCAGCGCGCGUGUGGGCCUUUCGCUUUGUCCAAAUUAGCGUCCGCCAGCCAAUCAGAGAAAGGGCAGCGUUGAUUGGCUUCGAGCAUUCGCAAGGCCAAUAACAGGCCUCGCGCGUCCCAGCAGCGAAUCGACGUGGAGUGUGAGGAGGACAGGAGGGCAGCAUGCGGGAGGAGAGAGUGCGGCAUAUGCUGCAUAUGUCUGUCAUCAUUAUAAACUGCGUGAGUUGGCUGACGGCGUCGAGUGGAAGAGAAAAUGGUCAUACUACCACCUCCGGUAAACUUCUUACUUACGUCCAGCCCGUUCCUUCGCGGCCACAUGAGAGGGUCUGGAAUAGACCUACUAGGCAUACAGGGCAGCCGAGCCAGUCAAUUCUGUGCACAGAAAGAGAUGAAUUGAGGAAGAAUUGGAAGAACGAAGCGUAAAAUUUUGGGCAUGGAACGGAGCAACAGACACUUUAACUAAUUACUCCGAAUAAGGGUAAACUGAGAAAUCAACCCAGGUGAGGCAGAAGCGAUGAAGAUCCGUUUGAAAGAAAUAUCAGAAACAGAUGCAAGGAAGGAGAGCGAGGCGAAAUGAGCAUACGUCAUAAACCAUAGCAGAAAAUGAGUAGUGGAAUUCAAAAAAGCCAGCGACCUUUAAUGCCCGAAGGACGCGAGUCCUGUGUGGACGUAUUCGAAUUCCAUCUAGCUUGACAUUGUUAGAACCUCAUCGAGAAACUUUAUCGGCUACCUAAUUGUCCAUAAUGUUUGUUCUCUCAAUAACUUUGUACCAGGCCAGUAAAAUCAUACAGGAAGUCAGUAGCUGAGUAAGAAUUUAAGUAGGCUGGUUGCUCACAUUCCUGCUGCUUUUGCGUGGUAGGGAAAAAGGGUAUGAUAUGUGAAUGGAUAAUUCAAAUAGAUAACGAUCUCGGCCAAUUAGCUCACUCCCAAUGGCCCGCGGAGCUCUGGGGAAAUGGCUUGAAAUAUGACGAAAAUUGUCUACGGCAAGUGCUUCCGUGCUUGCAUUGCCAACUCGUCAAGUCGCCCUGCUAUCUACUUCGCCUUCGCAAUUAGGCGCUUGGAGCAACGUCUUUAAUGGCUCGCCGGCAGUUGCUGUAGACUGCUGGGAAAUCUUCCUUUGAGUCCAUUUUCAGGAAAUCAAUAUUAUUUUAGUUCACUGUAUAUAUUGUGAACAUAAGACGUUGUGCUCUGGCAUGGCAGUCACUCUUCCUUCCGAGGACGCUAUAUCAAGUUGGUAGCGAACAAAGCCUACCAUCUGCGUUCUCUUUCACUGACAGCCUGAGCAAGUAUGUUAGUUUCCACUCUUAUCAAUGUACUGACCUGAAGUGCACUUACUGGAGCCGUACGUACAUCGGUCAGCUGGCGUCCUCGAUGUUUUUAACUCUACAUAAAACGAUCAGAAGGUACAACGGACGCCGGCUAUUAAAACAGUAAGAGCACUGAGUAGAGGAAGGAGAGUGGCUCCGAAACCACUCAAUUUAGGCCCGUGUGCUGGAACGACAAUAUGCCACAAGAUUCUGUAGUAAUUGUCUUGCAUGUGGUUUACCAUUAAAAAGAGGUAACAUAAUAAGACCCUAGAAAUGAAAAUAAAUCCUCCAUGUUUGAUCUUGAUUAUCAUCAUAAAUGGGGAACGUCAUUAAGAAAUAAUGUGAACUAGACGGGGAGGACUGGAUGUUACAGUAAGGUUAGCACCACCAAAGGUGGUUUGUUACUCUGAAACUAUCAGAGAUCAGAUAACACAAACAGACUAUUUUGUGUGCUUCUUCAGCGCUGGACAGCAGAGCAAAUGCAAAUUUUGUCCUGGUCGACAAAAAGAAACCCCAGAGUGGACGUAUUCUACGAAUUGGUUCAGGCAUUCUUGGAAAAAAUGGCAGUCCACUCACUGAACAAAAAAGUUGGACCGCCGAUCAUUCACGCAAGGUAUGCAAACACCCUUUCUUGUUCACAAAAUGAUCCUUUCCGUUGGGCAGGUGUUUUGUGCUCAUUCUCCCCCCCCCCUCCAAGAACAUUAAGUUGUUCUCACACAGCUUGAUUCUCAUUACACCGUGGGUAGGGAGAUUUGUCGCAAUCCGUGGUCUGAAGGAGAGCAACAAAAGUGUAUUUACCUUGUGAGGCGACGUUUAAGUGUAUCCCGCCAGACACGAUUGGUAUAGACACUGCCCUGUCAUUUGACGUCCUGUAAGAAUAAUGAACAAGAGUUCCAAAGCAAGCCGGAACUCUGUACGUUGUCAUGUCACUUCGACAUAACGUUUAACCCUCCCGACCGUAGUGCACAGAGUGUGACCCAAGUGCUGAAAGAAGGAUACGUUUAUUUCACUGACUAACCAGACCCGCAGUGAGACAUUAGGCUUUUUUAGCCGUGGUUGGGGUAUCGCUGAGUUAAGGCGCUCAGUAAGCCAGAAAUGGAAGUUCGCAUCUCUCUUUUUUGCUCGACAAUGAUUCGCAACUGUAAUUUCUUCCCUGAUCGCGCAACUGUCUGCGAGGUAUAAGACAAAGUAGGAAGUGCGCAUUCUGAUAUGCGAUCGCGUCAGACUACGGGCAAUUAAAUAGAAGGCUCCCAGCUGGUCUUUCAUCAAAGUAUAUAGGCCCAUUUCUACGUCAGAAGUAGCGUUUUAUUCAAAGUCUUGUGAGAAUGAUGUUUAUUAAUCCGACCCGACUACUUAUGGCAGUGGCGCGUGGCCUAGGGGGUUGGGGCACGCCUCAGACUACCAGAAUUCUAACCUGAAUUAACCGAAAAACUACAUUUGAUUUUUACACACGGUAUUGCGCACGCAGGAAUGUAUCAUAUAAUUUUCCUUGCUAUGAUGCUACUGAUACUAUUGAUUUGUAAUUGCGGCAUUCUCCCCUUUCAUAGAGUAAACGAACUUAAAUGAUAUCGUUAGCUCUGUUACGUACAUUCUAUUUGGUUUCUACAAGAGUCAUACAUUUAACAUCCCCAGUAAAGUAGUAAAUUGUUGUGUUUGGACAAGUGUUGGAGUAAGCAUUUUUGAGAAUGCCCAUAAACCGUUGAUUCUUUGUGCUGUGUAAUUAUGGCUUUCAGUACUGACGCCAGAGAAGGUUUUCGGAGGUCGCUGUCUCCCCGCUAAGUUAGCAUUGACGGAACUGGCCAAAAUAAAAAGCGAUUUUAGUUAUGCUACGUCGCAACGCAGACCCCGCCGAAUUGGCAAUCUUGAUUCCAGCGACUUGCUUGUAUCCCAGGUAGAUGAUUUCCCACCGUCCAGGAAUCCAUAACGGGAAAAUGGUUAGAGGGCCUGAAGACUGAGAAUCGACCGAAUCAAGGGAGAGGCCGCAUAUCAUCGUUAGUCCUAGGUGCUCAUGAGAAAGAGCAUGCGAAGGGGCUAUGAAGCAUAAUUGGCGGAAACACGUAACUGUGCCAUAUGUUGCUGUCAGCUUUGUGCCAAUAUCGGUGAGUGGAUCGCUGCUCUCGUCGGAUUGGUUUACGCCAUUUAGGCACUCUGAUGGUUCAUCCCUAGUAGUCUUCCGUUAGCUAGUUUCAAUUGCACAAUACGCAGUGGUGGGCAUUCAAGGCGAACGUAUCAACAACCUACGUCGCUCCUUACUUUGCUACAGCUGAUAAUAAAUGACUUUACUGCAGUCUCGGAAAAAAUAGUUUGGGGCAGAUACUACUGUCAGAGGAGGGUUGAAAAUACAUUGGCCUACUGGUGAACACACACACCUGUCCAGCUUAAGGUUACAGUCUGCGACUGACGUUUUUUCGCCGUCCGCAAGCAUUCAUAGCAAAAGGUGGUCUUACAAACUUUCCGACUCUUUCGAUAAAAUAUGCAAGACAGCUGGUCUUUCAUCAGACUAUUCAGUCCCCUUUCUAGGUCGGAGAUAGCGUCUUAUUCAAAGUUGUGUGAGACUGAUGUUCAUCAGUCCGACCCGACUGUUGAUGGCGCGUGGCAAAGAGGGUUGAGACACGUCUCAAGUUCUUACCUGCAUUAACUAAAAUACGACAGUUUGAUCUUACAACAGGGCAUUAUGAAGUCAGUAAUGCAUCAUAUAAUUUUCGUUGCUAUAAUGCUACUGAUAUUAUUGAUUUGUUAUUGCGGCAUUCUCCUCUUUCAUAGACUAAACGAACCCAAGUGAUAUCGUUAGCUCCGCUGCUUAAAUCCUAUUAAGUGUCUAUAAGGGUCAUACUUUGAACAUCCCCGGUAAAAAAGUAAAUUGUUGUGUUCGGACAUGUGUUGGAGUAAGCACUUGUAAGAAUGCUCAUAAACCGUUGACUAUUUGUGUUGUGUGAUUAUGGCUUUCAGUACUUACGAUAGGUAAGGUUGUCGGAGGUCGUUGCCCUCCUCCCCCCCUACGCUAAGUUAGCAUUGACGGAACUGGCCAAAAUAAGAAGUAAUUUUAGUUAUGCAAAGUCGGAACGCAGACCCCGCCGAAUCGGCAAUCCUGGUUCCGAAGCCUUGCUUGUAACCCCGACAGAUGUUUUCACGCCGUCCUGGAAUCCAAAACGGGAAAAUGGUUAGAGGGCCUGAAGACUGAGAAUCGACCGAAUCAAGGGAGAGGCCGCAUAUCAUUGUUAGUCCUAGGUGCUCAUGAGAAAGAGCAUGCGAGGGGGCUAUGAAGCAUAAUUGGCGGAAACACGUAACUGUGCCAUAUGUUGCUUUCAGCUUUGUGCCAAUAUUGGUGAGUGGAUAACUGCUCUCGGAUUGAUUUACGCCAUUAAGGUACUCUGAUGGUUUAUCCUUAGUAGUCUUCCGUUAGCUAGCUUCAAUUACACAAUACGGAGCGGUGGGCAUUCAAGGUGAAGGUAUCAACAACCUAAGUCACUCCUUACUUUGCUACAGCCGAUAAUAAAUGACUUUACUGCAGUCUCGGAAAAAAUAGUUUGAGGCAGAUACUACUGUCAGAGGAGGGUUGAAAAUACAUUGGCCUACUGGUGAACACACACACCUGUCCAGCUUAAGGUUAAAGUCUGCGACUGACGUUUUUUCGCCGUUCGCAAGCGUUCAUAACAAAGGACGGUCUUAACGGUAGUACAAACUUUCCGACUCUUUCGAUAAAGUAAACAAGACAGUGUCUAGUGACGAUGUGGGGUAGACCUUCAGAGUACUAACGAGAUUUCCUCCGACGCGCUAUAGAUAGAAUAGAAGUCUACUGUUGACAUGUUUACCCUUAGACAAGUGCACGCUUCAUCGACCCUGCCGCCUUAGACGCGUCAACAUGCUCGAGCGUGCAGUGCAUAAGGUCGACAAAGCCAUCUGAUUGGCGUGCUGUUAUGGUGCGUCCGAACUGGGCAAAUCAAUGCGGCUCAUCUCAGACACGGUUUUCAAGCGGGAUAUAAGUUCUUGAAAUAAAUAAAUGCUUGCAUGACAUUCCUACGGAUAUUUAGGUCAUCGCAAAUUAGCGCCAUAUAUUUGCUGCUUGUUGCUGAAACAGUAGCAGAUGUUCUAACUUGUAACCCUUCCCAAAGGAGACUGCUAUUACCUGUCAUCCGACUUGACUGUCUGUUUCUUCUUUCAGCUCCACGGAUGGAAGAGCGGGAACCUUCAUUUGUGCGGUUAUACUGUUGCAGCAGUUACACAGUCAAUCAAAUUACAUUGACGUUUUUGGGACUGUGCUCUCGCUGCGGAAGUCUCGAGCAGACUUGGUUAACGACAAGGUUAAACCAAAAGUUCUUUAAAAUAAAAUGGCAGCUUUUAGGAAGACCUGAGUUCCCUUGACAUCGGAUAAGGGAACUCGAUAGCACCAUAGAGUGACGGAUGAGCCGUCAGGGUGCAGGAACUAAUGCGUUAACCACCACUUUUGGCUCCUCCAUCGCACAAAUGUAUUGCGUUAUGCUCCAAAAGACCAAAUUCGUAACAAGUAGUCGGCGUUACGAAGAUGAUCUCUGUGGUUUAUUUCUAGUCUAAGAAAUAUCUUCAUGAUGCAGUUGACAUAGACAAACCCCAUAAGUAGAAAGUACAUGCGCACGCACGGAGGAUGCAUUUACCAUUUCUGUAGACAUGUAUCAUUCGGAGAAAAGCCAAAAGGUUCUCUGGGCGGAAAAACCGCGAAAAAUGUUACCAACUCUUCAUGUAGCAACGAUAACUACAAUAACACCUUAAGUCUCCAGAAACUCAUUUUUCACUGAGUAGACCUAGAGUCCUAGUAGGUAUGUACACUUAUAUUCCCUCGGGACACCGCUUAAGCCUUUAUUUUUAUGUUUUCAGAGCCAAUUGGAGUUUCUUUAUCGGUUUAUGAGCUACUGUGUCGCCAUGACGGCAAUUGUGGACUGCCCAAUGCCCACACUCCCAGAAGGUAGAGCACUAUUUACAGACGAUAUAUACAUUCCCGAGUAAAUUCGCAAGUAGACUGUUCCAACUAGUUGCCAUGAUAAUUUGACCAUACACUUUCGGAUUGGCUUGUUAUGCUUUUUCCUGUCCCUAGUCUGUCUUUAACAAGAUCCUGUUAAUUGGUCUAAGAUAUCCUAGAAAUGAGAUGACAGUUUUUUGACUCUGUUUAGCUCGAAAUUGUUCCCGUUCUGUUGUCUUUCAGUUGUUAUAUUUUAUUUUGCUAGUGUUCACGUUUUGCGGCAAUUUUGUUUUCGAGAAUAGUGCAACGAGAGAAUGGGCACGCGUAGAAGAAACAAAUGCAUCAAAAACAGUAUUGUUACCUCUGAUGAAAGGCAAUUAUCCAUCAGGAUUUCAAAUAUAAUUCCCCGGACUACCUGUUGGCUAUAAUAUGUGGAAUCAACUUCAAAAAUGGAUUUUUCCCAAAUAAUCAUUUGUUCUUCUUUUCUCAGCCGGAGAAACGAGCAGGUUGACACACUGGUUUUGA
Molecule: messenger RNA, 41335 nt
Organism: Spirometra erinaceieuropaei
Lineage: Eukaryota; Metazoa; Platyhelminthes; Cestoda; Diphyllobothriidea; Diphyllobothriidae
Source: the annotation of a GenBank genome assembly